Cebus imitator (Panamanian white-faced capuchin) is the source of this 4171-nucleotide messenger RNA. It is a transcript of the gene SH2D5, whose product is annotated as SH2 domain containing 5. The record is from RefSeq and is a predicted model, not a curated record. NCBI's taxonomy places the organism in Eukaryota, Metazoa, Chordata, Mammalia, Primates, Cebidae. Gene Ontology annotation, cellular component: postsynaptic density. The transcript is spliced from 10 exons. Bases 829 to 2160 code for a protein of 443 amino acids.
CCUCAUAUGGCUGUGAGUCAGGCGUCAGUAACGCUCCUUUCCACACGGGGCACUCAAAGAUGAAAGUGGUGAAGGCGUUUGCCCAAGGCCCCACGUUUGUAAGAGGAAGCACCCAGAUUUGGGGCCGUGGUGCCUCACUGAUGCCUCUGGGUGUCCAGAUCCCCUGAAGAGGAGUGGCCAGCUCGGCCUCUUGGUGUAAGCCUGCCUCUCCUGGAACUCCAGGGGCCUCAGGCCCUCUGCGCUGUGCCCACUUGUCAGCGUGCCCUGCUCCCGGCCUGCAGCCUCUGCGCCCCCACUGGCCCUGAACCCCUGUGUCCUGGCUUCUCUGCGGUGCGGUGCACCGGCAGGUUCCGGGGGAGUUUUCUGCAGAUGUCAGGUUUGAUACACAGCAGCCUUGGGUCAUCGUCCGGUCUCAUGGGACGGAAGCGCUCGCCGUCCCAGCGCUUUGGCUGGAGCCUAAAGGGCCCGACGGACAGGACCACGGCCCGUGUGAGGUGAGCAACGUUCGUUCCCAGACUUCCCGGUGCCGGGCCCGUGGCUAGGUUAGUGAGAAAGUAAGGAAGAGGAUGCGCGACGAACCUUCAACCCACAAAGGCUGGGCCCAAACCACCCUCCCUGAGCGCCUCCUCCGAGCCAGGCUCGGUCCUACACUCUGAAGACGUAGACACUCCGGUCCAGUGUCACUUGUCUUCCAGUAAGAGGACAGAGAUGACAGGCGAACGAGGGAGUCGCAAGGUCUCUGCAGAGAGUGAGGCAUGAGUGGUGGUCAUGGAAGGCUUCCCGGAGGAGGCGGUGCGGAAGCCGCCGCUCGGAUGACGCGGAGGAGCCAUGCAGCCUCCCCUCCCGUGGAGCUGGAAGCCAGACACCCUGGGGGCCAUGCAGAAGUCGGGGGCUGGGGGCCGCAGGGCCUCUGACUGCGGGCUAGCCCCUCACCGGCCCAGGUGCAUCACCAAGUUUGCCCAGUAUGUGGGCUCCUUCCCCGUGGACGACCUGGACACCCAGGAGAGCGUGUGGCUGGUGCAGCAGCAGCUGUGGGCGCUGAAGGACUGUCCCCGACGCCGUGCCGUCAUCCUGAAAUUCAGCCUGCAGGGUCUCAAGAUCUACAGCGGGGAGGGUGAGGUGCUGCUGAUGGCGCACGCUCUGAGGCGCAUCCUCUACUCCACCUGGUGCCCCGCCAACUGCCAGUUUGCCUUCAUGGCCCGAAACCCACGGAGCCCAGCCAGCAAGCUCUUCUGCCACCUCUUCAUGGGCAGCCAGCCAGGAGAGGUCCAGACCCUGCACUUGCUCCUGUGCCGCUCUUUCCAGCUGGCUUACCUCUUGCAGCACCCUGAGGAUCGGGCCCAGCCCGAGCCCUGCCCAGGGCCCACAGGGGAGGUGUCUCUCAAGCCACUGUCCAGUUCUGGAGGUCCCUCUGGGGGCUUGGUGCGGGAGCCCUUUGGUCGCCAUCAGCUCUCUCAGAAUGUUCACGCGCUGGUCUCCUUCCGGCGGCUACCAGCAGAGGGGCUGGUGGGCAGUGGGAAGGAGCUGCCAGAGUCGGAAGGCCGUGCCCGCCAUGCCCGUCUGGGGAAUCCCUACUGCUCACCCACGCUGGUGCGCAAGAAGGCCAUUCGCAGCAAGGUGAUCCGCUCGGGGGCCUACCGCGGCUGCACCUACGAGACCCAGCUGCAGCUGUCGGCUCGGGAGGCCUUUCCUGCUGCGUGGGAGGCCUGGCCACGGGGUCCUGGGGGCCAUGCAUGCCUGGUGGAGAGCGAGGGCAGCCUGACAGAGAAUAUCUGGGCCUUCGCUGGCAUCUCCAGGCCCUGUGCCCUGGCCCUGUUACGGAGAGACGUGCUUGGGGCCUUCUUGCUGUGGCCUGAGCCGGGUGCCAGCGGCCAGUGGUGCCUGUCCGUGCGCACGCAGUGCGGUGUGGUGCCCCACCAGGUCUUCCGGAACCACCUGGGCCGCUACUGUGUGGAGCACCUGCCGGCGGAGUUCCCCAGUCUAGAGGCUCUGGUGGAGAACCACGCGGUUACUGAGCGCAGCCUCUUCUGCCCCCUCGACAUGGGCCGCCGGAAUCCCACCUACGAGGAGCAGGACUGUGGGCCCCCAGGCAGGCCGCCCCGGACUCUCCGGCCCCUCAGCCAUGCCAAAUCUGAGGCAGAGCUGCAGGGCUUGGGCUAAGAGGUAGGGCCCUGUCCCACAGGCCCCGCUGCUCCCUGGCUCCGGGGCCCCAGCAGCCUCUCUGCCCAUCUUGCACCCUCUGGUCGCCAGUUCCAUCCAGUCACCCUGCCCUUGGAGCAGUCUCCAUCGCUUCACUGUCCGUUUGGGGGGGGGGGGCGCCCUGAGGUUGGGUAUCACCACUGGCUUCUCGCAGAACGUGGGGCCCGCUGAGAUUCCAGGAGGGCAGGUGGAGUCGCAGGCAUGAGCCGGAUAAGCUGUCGGGUGGCUUCGGAUGCUGGGACUUCUGGGCUUCCGCUUUGUCCUGGGCCAGGAGUCUGUUCAUGGCAGAGGUGCGGCCCUCCCCUAAGGAGGCCAGGCCUUGGGGCCUUGACUGGAAGUCUCCAGAAAGCUCAUGAGACGAGUGAGAGUGGGGGGCUUGGGGAGGCAGCAGUGAGUUCUCACUCUGGGCAAAGACCUGGGGGAGCCACCCUGUCUCUGAGCAGAGACCGCUCUGUGGAGCUUGUGGCCAGGAGGCUGGGGCCAAGCCCCAUCUGAGCUGACAGAGCAGGGCUGUGUCUGAGAGCGAAGGAUGGGUGGGAGCUGCAGAGAGGGCAGGAGGGACAGAGCAGUGCCCAGUGCUCACGCCGGGGCGGUGGGGGGGGGUGGGCUCCUGUGUGCAGAAAGCAACGCGCACCAGCAGACAGGCCGAAGCUCUCCAUGCUGGCUCCACCCAAACCUCAGGGCUGUGCUUCCUUCUCUCUCAGAAGGGAGGCCCAGGCUCACACUCUCCCCAGGAAUCACCAGGACACCCCCACCCCAGCUCACUUCCUUUAGCCAUUCGACAGGCAGGGGCCGGCAGUGAGCUGCAGGCUUAGAGGGGUGGCCAGGGCCCUUCCCAACUCGCCCGCCCGUGGUCUGCCUUGGGAGGGAGGCUGUCUGAUGCCGGCAUUCCCCUUAACAUGGCGCUGACCCGUGGCUGCCAGGGGCCACCCUGCCUCACCUGCCAGCUCCACUGGCAGAACCGUCCAAGGGUGGACCUGAUGUGGGCCCUGCCAGGGGUGCUUGGCCUCAGCGGGCCACGGGAGACCCAGGGAAACGACUCUAGUGUGAGACAGUGGUCCCGCCAGUGACCGACAAACCCAGGUAUCCUUCUUUGUAAGCAAACUUGACAAAUGUGAAUCUACUGAACUAAGUGAUAGGACAGGUUCAUUUUGGAUGAACUUCUCUGCUUAAAGCAGAAGCCGCAUCCUGAGCCUGGGGGCUGCCUUCUCCCCACGUGGGAGCGGUGCAGAACUGUUCAGUGCCUUGAAAGUAACAGAUUUCUGACGCUUGGAAGGAAGUAGGCAGCGCCACCAAAGCAGAAAGAAGGGAGGCAAACUUGGGGGGUGAGAACAGAGGCCCAGGCCUCGUGUUCCCCGCCUCCAACUCUCCAGCAAGGACAGGUCUUGGCUUGGGACCUUGCCAUUUCCUUGCAAGUCAGGUGAACUAUCCUGUCACAAAAGAUAGAAGGAAACUGCCCUUUGGGGCUUCUUGUCCCUGGAAAGCCAGCACUGGUUUUAUGCUGACUGUGUGUGGGACGCUGGGACUCUAUUUGACAGCCACCUGUACUAGAACCAUCCCCUUCCUGGACAAGCCGCUGGCCCCAGCCUCACAUUCCCCUGGCAAGGAGAGAGGGCUUUAGCAAUGUCCUGGGCCUAGGAUUAUAGCCCAGAGAUGGGCACUUCAGGAGACCUGGUCAUUGGUCCAGACUCGGGCCUGGUUUUCCUGGUGAAUUACCUGUGUGGAGAAGCUACCAGGGGCAUGUUUGCCACACUGAAGGGACCAGUGUCCACUAAGCACUUCAGCAUCGCUUCAGCUGGCAUGAUGGAUCUCAUGUUACAGGGCGGGCGGGGCUUUCAGCCCCCAUUUGCAGACUCUUUCAUGUCUUCAUCAGACCACAGUUUCCCCUGUUCAAAUCAGCACCACCUCAGUAGCCCCGCUUUCCUUGCUGUGUGGACUUGAAACAAAUAAAAUGUGUUGCUUCAGUCUGGUA